This is a messenger RNA of Haplochromis burtoni (Burton's mouthbrooder), 3371 nucleotides long. It is a transcript of the gene fzd3a, whose product is annotated as frizzled class receptor 3a. Gene Ontology annotation, molecular function: Wnt-protein binding; Wnt receptor activity. NCBI's taxonomy places the organism in Eukaryota, Metazoa, Chordata, Actinopteri, Cichliformes, Cichlidae. The record is from RefSeq and is a predicted model, not a curated record. Gene Ontology annotation, biological process: canonical Wnt signaling pathway; non-canonical Wnt signaling pathway. Gene Ontology annotation, cellular component: plasma membrane.
GCGUAUCGCUUCUUUUAUAUGUAUUCAGCUCGACUAAAGCUCACUGUAGUCGUGUUUUGGCUUCCACGAAGUCGGGCGUUUGUGGAAGAGGCUUUUAAUUUGAUAGUCCGUAGCGGAAGCCGUUAAAAAAGUCUCGCGCACUUGUCGCUCUGCGUAGAGGGGGGAGAGCGGGGGAGGAGGACGGAGGAAGAGGACAAGAGGAGGAGAGGAGGGUGCUGGUGGAGGGACAUUCAGUCAUUGUUACCAACUCGAGGAGCGGCGAAGACCCCGCUUACUCCCCGAAUUUUGCGGACAGCGUUCAGGCAGAGCAUCGUUUCCACAGGGGGUCGUCGCUCAUAUUUCCUCCAGCAUCAUCGCCGUCUGUGAAGGCAGGAGACGGAGGAGUGUUUUCAGCAUCUUAAAGGACCACAGCAUCACCUAGGUGAUGGAGGCCCUGUGACUCAGUGUAGUCAUGGUGAUGGAUGCAGCCAACUUGGCCCUGUUGGAUUACGCUGCUCAGCCCACGGUGUUUCUCUGUGAUCUAACAAGGAGGAAGGGGCAAACAGAUAGUCCUUAAGUCUGGUAAUUUUUCCCACUUCCUGGUUAAAAGCCCACGAUGCUGACAGGGCUCGAGCCCUCUCCGUGAGCCGUCGUCUCCUGGGUCUUGCUUCUUUUCUCCCGUACGGAUCAUGGAUCUCCUGUGGGUGCUUUCCGUGUCCAUGCUGACCGUGUGUGUUGCCGUCCCCAUGGAUGCUGUGGCCGGGAGCCACAGUCUGUUUACCUGUGAGCCCAUCACCCUGCGCAUGUGUCAGGGGCUGCCCUACAACUCCACCUUCAUGCCCAACGUCCUGAACCACUACGACCAGCAAACUGCUGCUCUCGCCAUGGAGCCUUUCCAUCCCAUGGUGAACCUGCAGUGCUCCCCGGAGCUCAGGAUGUUCCUGUGUGCGCUCUACGCCCCGGUUUGUACCGAGUACGGCCGGGUCACGCUGCCGUGUCGCCGCCUCUGUCUGCAGGCCAAGAGCGACUGCUACAAGCUGAUGGACAUGUUCGGUGUGAGCUGGCCAGAGGAGAUGGACUGCAACAGGUUCCCGGACUGCGACGAGCCCUACCCCCGCCCCGUGGACCUGCUGUCCGGCUCGGACACGACCGAGUCUCCCAUCUCCGUCCAGAGGGACUACGGCUUCUGGUGUCCCCGCGAGCUCAAGAUCAGCCCCGAGCUCGGUUACUCCUUCAUGGGGGUGCGCGACUGCUCUCCUCCGUGUCCCAACAUGUACUUCACACGUGAAGAGCUGACGUUCGCCCGCUACUUCAUCGGAGUCGUGUCCAUCGUCUGCCUCUCUGCCACGCUCUUCACCUUCCUGACGUUCCUCAUCGACGUGUCGCGAUUCCGCUACCCGGAGCGCCCGAUUAUAUUUUACGCCGUGUGCUACAUGAUGGUGUCCCUGGUAUUCUUCCUGGGCUUCCUGUUGGAGGACAAAGUUUCCUGUAAUGCAGCUAGUCCUGGGAGGUUUAGGGCUUCGACCGUGACCCAGGGCUCCCAUAAUAAGGCCUGCACGCUUCUCUUCAUGGUGCUCUACUUCUUCACCGUGGCCGGCAGCGUGUGGUGGGUCAUUUUAACCAUUACCUGGUUCCUAGCAGCUGUUCCUAAGUGGGGCAGCGAGGCUAUAGAGAAGAAGGCCCUCCUGUUCCACGCCUGCGCCUGGGGCAUCCCCGGCGUCCUCACGGUGACUCUGCUCGCCAUGAACAAGAUCGAGGGAGACGGCAUCAGUGGCGUUUGCUUCGUCGGGCUCUACAACUUAACAGCCCUGCGCUGGUUCCUGCUGGCCCCGCUGGGACUGGAUGUAGUGCAGGAUGGUCAACGAUAGCCGACAAGUGCUCCAGGAGCCCGACUUCACCCAGCUGCUCCUCAGGGAUCCCAACACCCCCAUUGUGAGGAAGUCACGGGGCACAUCCACACAAGGGACCUCCACCCACGCCUCUUCCACCCACCUGGCCAUGCUGGACGAGCCGCCGAGCGCCAGCACCAGCCGAGCCGGCUCCGUGCGCAGCGCCCGCUCCAAGAUGAGCAGCUACCACGGCAGCCUGCACCGCUCGCGAGACGGCAGAUACACGGCCUCCAGUUUCAGAGCCGCAGACGAGCGGCUGCCAUAUGGGAGCCUGCCUCGUCUAAACCACCAAUCACAGUCCAGGCACUGCAGCACCAAUCACCUCGACAGCCUGUCGCGGCACGGCUCCGCCCAGAGGCUCGAGAACCAGUCGCGCCACAGCAGCAUCAGGGACCUGAGCAGCGGGGCCACGGCGGUUCUCGGCGUGCCCAGAAACGGGAUCCACAGAGUCCUGGAGGAGGAUGGAGCGACCGCCUGAAGGGGUGGAGUCUGAGGAGGAGAAUGUCGACGAGCAGCCACUGUGAUGGGUUUGGGAGCUCAGAGCUGAAAUAUCGAUGAAACAAAUGCUGCAUCAGCUUAGUGACAGUCUGGUUACAGAGGGGGGGGGGCACGGGACAGAAAUCUUUGCCUUAAACAUCCUCACAGCUUUAUGACGUAGCCUCCAGUGUGAAUCUUAGCACAGUUUUUAAACUCCACCCAGUCGGGGAACGACGACUGAGCCAGACAACUAAAUGUGACCGACCGCACGAUGCGGCUUACUUUGUAUAAAAGGACUUCGAUGAUGGACACGAGACAUUUGGAGCGCCGUCCUCUAGUCUUUAGUGUUUGGGAGGUUUUUGGGGUGGGGGUGGGGCUUAGAUUUAUUACCCUUGUUCCAGGUUUUCUUCUGUUUAUGAGGGGCAGCCAAUCAGGAGAAGAACUGAUUUCAGUGAGAGGAUGAAACGACUGAAUGAAAGUUCUCAGAUCCAUCCACAGCUUUUAGAUCUCUGCUGAAUCUGAACCUGCUACUCUGCACACGAAGGCAUUUUAAGUCUGCUGAACUUUCUAGAAGCCUCGCCUCAUUUUAAAAGCUGGAUUUUAGUGAGUGUUUUCUUGCACCUGUGCAAUAAUGUUUGGAACGAUACAAGGAAAUCAUGUCAGUCUGUGCUUUGCUGUUUUAAACCCAAGGGCUGAAAUCCAGAGUAUACAUGCUGAAUCCAAACUCCUGCCUUAUGACUGCGAAGAGAACAAACCCAACAGAGGUGAUGAAGCACAGAUUCAAUGACCUCAAGCAGAUCACCAGCGACCUUCAUGGAGCUGUACGGACACCUGAACACAGCUUACCUUCCCUUUCCGUCCGAACACGUUCGCUUUGAGCAGAUUUACUCCGUCCUGUUUGCAAAUGUGUCCUUACUAAAGUUAGAGCAACGUUUCCUCCAGAGGCAAAACAUGUUCAUAGAUGUAAAAAGUGAAUUCCUGUUGGUCAUUUGUAAUAAAGUUUCAAAACAAUCAAAAGCUUCUGAU